ACAUUUACAUUGUUUUGCAUUUAUAAUGUGAUACUUAGCGAUCAUCUACUAAUAUAAAUAGUUAAAUUAUGCGGAUGUAUAAAAAUCAAGAUGUAAAAAUGAAAUUAUUCUGGCUUAAAAUUCUUGUCAAUAUAAAUAAACAAACAAUGAUCAAGGUAGUUCGAGUGUAACCAUGUUUCAUUCAUCUGGAAGAUAACAGAUAAAACAGAAAAUAUGUCAACUUCUUUGAUGGUUUUGCUUAAAUUUCACACUACUGAGAUAUAUCACAUUCUUUUAGUGCCAAACAGACAUUGUGGAUACAAUUUUUCACUUAACUAUUAAUUAAAAUCAUGUUUCAAAAAUGAAACAACAAACAUUUCCUACAUUCUUCUGUUUGUUUAAUUUUAUGUUUAAUGCCGGUGUGUUUACUUUUCAAUCUGAAUUAAAGAUUUAUCAUUCAGACUUAAUCACUUCAAACACAUUCCAAUCACGUCAGUAUGAGAAUGAUGAGAAUCUGGUUAAUGUUAAUGAAUCUCUCAAUGGUAAAAUAAUGUUUUCAAAUCAGAUUAAUAGAACAAUGAAUUCAAGGACUUUUAAUUCUACAUUACUGUACACUAUGAAUAAUAAUAAUGACGAGUUUGAUUUUCAGUCACCCACCAUGAACAAAAGAAUCAUUGAAGGCGUUCUAAAACUUCUAAUAAAAUUUGCUGCCAAUAGCAGUACAUCAUAUUUUCAUUAUUCAAGAAAUCGUUUAAGACGCUCAUUAUCUUCUUCAGACUACUUGUCUUCCACAUCAUCAUCAAUGUUGCCACCAAACUCAUUGUCUUCAACUAUUGCUUCAGACGAUUUAGACUUUGUUCAUGUUAAAAUUCAAGGAAUUAUAUUCGAUGUGAAAUUUCAACGUCCUGACUACAAGUCAAAUGGUGCAGUACAUUUACGUAAUCUCAUGAAACCAUAUCCUCAUUUAUUACUAGAUCCACAUUAUGCAGAACAAGUCAUUACAGCCUAUAAUCCUCUAGUUAUGCAAAAUCAAAUAUGUAAAGAAUUUGAACAAAACCAAUCUAGUAAUUAUGUUGCUAAUAGUUUCUUCAUUGUAAAUGAUAUUGGUGCGCUUGUUGAUAGACCAAUGCAUGACAGACUGCACAGAUUGUUCUUUCAAAUCACAUCUGCACUUGGUAUACCGAGUAUCACGUGGUUGCCAAAUAGAGUUGGACAAUUUGAGCUUGAUGAUUCACAAUUAGCCAUUCGAUUAGAACCUUUAACAUGGCAUGUUGCAAGAGCAUUGGUUGAUUUUAUGCAUGCGUACAAAUGGAAUCUUGUAAUUAUGGUCUACAAUACACAAGUACCUGGAUCAGAUGUAUUAGUUGAAGAAAUUAGAAAACUGCAAGUUGAACGAAGUGCACAAGAUCAUCCAAAUUAUUUUGAAUUUGAAAUAAAUUAUCAAUUUCCUUUUGAAGGAUUGACUUCUAUUGAAUUUACAGAGUGUAUAAAUCAAAUGUUAAGAGAGAUUCGACCAUGUUUAAUACCCUUAAUUAAUAUUUUAGAAAGUAUAUGGCGCGCCGAUGCAAGAGUUAUUAUAUUCAAUGGGAAUUUCUUUGAUCUAAAUACACUGCUUUAUAUAGCAGAUAGUUUGAAUGGUACAAAACAUGAACAUUUGAAAGCAUUAUUUGGUGAAGACUAUGUCUGGAUUUAUACACCGUCAACAAUGAGUUCCCUAACGGUAGCUGAUAAUCAAGACAAAGUAUCAUCUGAUAAUAACGUUCUUGCAGAAUCGACAAUGUUUAAAAAAAUCCCCGGGAUGUUUGGUUUAAUUUGUUUAAAUGAUCAUUCCAGUCGUAGAAGAAGUGCUGAAAUAGCACGAGAAGUUUGGCAAAAAUCAAUGAUUGAAUUAAUUUAUCAGUUGACUCAAAUCUAUCCACCAGACAAAUCAAUACAAAUCGAUACGCCAAAUAGAGAUACAUUAAUUUAUUUUAAACAGAUUUUAGAGAAGCUUAGACCUGUUAAAUUAUGUCAAUUUUCCGACCAUUUAAGUUGGCAAUGGGGAAGAAGAAUGUAUGACAUUAUGCAUACAAUUGUUGUAAAUGUAGAUAAUGAACCGAUAAGUUUUUUACCGAAUGGUGGAUUAAAUGUUUCUAAAUUAUUUAUUUAUAAUUCAAGAAUUAUUGACGGUCGAAUGAAAUGGUAUAAGGUUGGAACAUGGUCAAUGAGCAGUAAAUGGGGUAGAAGUAAAUCAAGAUUAAGAAUAGAUGGUGUAACAUGGCCUGGUGCAUCGAAUUCUCCACCUAAAGGUCGACCAAGUAAAUUCAAACUACGUGUAGUAACUAUUAAAGAAAUACCAUUUGUUAUUUAUACCAAAGCCCAAGAAGGAGGAACAUGUGAUGCGAAUUCCAUUCCGUGCAAACUCAGACCACAGUCUUUACAAGAUGAAGAUAUUUCUGGAAAGAAUUCAAUCAUCCAUAAAACUUUAAGUCCACUUGGUUUAAAUUCUUAUACUAAAGAUGUCAACAAAAAAAAUAAACCAGAAUCGCUAACUGCAAAUGUUAGCAAUUUGUUAGAAUUAUAUAAUGUAAAUGAGAAUAAUUCAAUUAGUUAUGUAGAUGGUUGUUGUUCCGGACUGACAAUGGACUUACUAAUGGAAUUAAUGAAAGACUUGAAUUUCGAUGUUGAAAUGUAUGAAGUUAAGGAUGGUUUCUGGGGGGCUUGGACACCAGAUGGAUGGAAUGGUAUUAUACGUGAUCUAAUGGACAAUAGAGCUGAUAUGGCAGUAACAUCAUUGAAGAUCACACCUAAUCGAUCCCAGCAAAUUGAAUUUAGCGUACCAUUUCUAGAAACAGGUAUAGCAGUUGCAGUGGCUUUAAGAGAAGGUGCUAUAGCUCCGACAGCUUUUUUAAAACCGUACGAUUAUCAAUGCUGGUGUGUAAUCCUGGUAUUCAGUGUACAUGCAACAGGUGCAGCAUUGUACAUUUAUGAAUGGUUUAGUCCAAAUGGAAUGAAUCGUGGACAUACAACAGAUCAAAAUCAUCGAUUUUCAUUUUUCCGUUCACUUUGGCUUAUCUGGUCAAUGUUAUUUGGCGCUGCCGUAAAUGCGGAUAAUCCAAGAGGAAUGGCUAGUCGGUUUAUGGCCAAUAUAUGGGCAUUAUUCGCUCUUGUAUUUUUAGCAUCGUAUACGGCUAACUUAGCGGCUUUUAUGAUUGCUAAAGAGGAUUAUUUUGACUUGAGUGGCAUAAAUGAUUGGCGUUUGCAGCAUCCAUGGAAUGUGAAACCUCCAUUUAGAUUUGCCACUAUACCAAGUGGUGCUACAGAAGAGAACAUCAAAAUCAAUUUUCCUGAAAUGUACAAAUACAUGAGAAAAUACAAUAAAUCCGAUGUUGAAGACGGUCUCAAGGCAAUGAAAUCAGGACAACUGGAUGCUUUUUUAUACGAUGCUAAUGUAUUGGAUUAUUGGGCAAUGAAAGAUGAAGGUUGUAAGUUACGUACAGUUGGAAAUUUAUAUGCAAUGACGGGUUAUGGAAUUGGUUUUGCUAAAAAUAGUCGAUGGUUAACGAAAGUUAAUUCACGCAUUUUGGAUUAUCAAAAAAAUGGAAAAUUGCAACGUUGGAAAAAAUUUUGGCAAACAGGUUCAUGCAAAAAAGAUGCUGCUGUUGGGAAUACAAAUAAGACAUUAGGAGUUAAGAAUUUUAUCAGUGCUUUCAUUCUACUUGUUUGCGGAAUGCUUAUUUGCACUGUAUUCUUGUUAAUUGAAUACACAUUCUAUUGGUAUGCAAAACCAAAAUUACAAAAAAUCAAUCAAGCCAAUUGGUUCGGUAGACUUAAUUUGACUGCGAAUCAUACAUGCUACUUGUCUGAACAAAAUAAUCAGAUUAUGAACGUAAAACUUGCUAAUUAUAAAUGUGAUAAUCCAAUUUGUGAUAUAAAAUCAAAAAACUAUGCUAAACAAGUUGAAUUAUUACAAAAUCAACUGGAUGAACUGCAAAAAUCUUUACAAAAGCAGAAUUCACCAAUUAAACAAUGCAAUAAUUUGCACGGGAAUCAUUUUCAGAAUAAAAUAAUAACAUUAGAUCCAUGUGAGUAUCCUAAGGGGAAAAAAAGAUCUACCAGGAAAUCAGGUCAAUCAUCUCAACCUAAAGUGCCAAAAAGUGAUAAUAAACAUAGACUAAAAAUGAAAAACCACUCCACCGCAAAGCCUAUUCUUAAUAACAAUGUUAAUAUUCAUACGAAAUUGAAUACAGAAGGUUAUCUAAAAGCAAUAACAGCCACAACCACUACUACUACUAUUACCACUCCAAGAAAGCACAUCAACCGAUUAUCGGAAGAUGCACAUCAUAAAGUAACUAUUAUACCCGUUGUUGAUCACUAUUCAAAUUAUAAUGAACAUGAAAAUUAUCACGCAAUAUCACCAAACAAUACAGAAAUACAGUAUGUGAUCCUACCAAAGUUAGAUUCAUCACCAAAUCGACGAAGACGAUUUAUUAAAUCGGAAUCGGUCGGUCCUUAUCGUAAUAUAUCAGAAUGUCAAACAAAUGUAUAUUUUGAUACAGUUGACAAUGUAACAACAUUAAACAAAACACAACCAUUUUUACGAGUAAUCAACCCAAAUGAUAAACUUAUUGAUUCUGAAGAAAAUAAUCCGGAUAAUUAUUUCAAUCACAAUCCAAUCGCUAAUACGAGUCAUUUGGAACAGCAUUCAUCUUUAACAAAUAUUUUAAGCAAAGUAGGUAAAAAUUUGAUAACAGUGAACUUAGAUCAACAAGAACAAGAACAACGUAGAACAAAUUGUCUAGUUGAGAAAGAAUCUGUUUUGUGAAAAUAAAGUUUACUUUAUAAAAAA
This is a messenger RNA of Schistosoma spindalis, 4807 nucleotides long. NCBI's taxonomy places the organism in Eukaryota, Metazoa, Platyhelminthes, Trematoda, Strigeidida, Schistosomatidae. The record is from the annotation of a GenBank genome assembly.